Molecule: messenger RNA, 927 nt
Organism: Micromonas pusilla CCMP1545
Lineage: Eukaryota; Viridiplantae; Chlorophyta; Mamiellophyceae; Mamiellales; Mamiellaceae
Exons: 4
Coding region: 70-927 (285 amino acids)
Biological process (GO): mRNA splicing, via spliceosome
Cellular component (GO): spliceosomal complex
Source: RefSeq, a predicted model, not a curated record
UAGUAGUGCUGUCUUCGGCCUCAGGUACACGUCACCCACUGACCUGGACCAAGGCGGUAACCAAAUCUGAUGUCGCCGGCCACAUCCUCUCUAAAUGCUGAACAUGCAUUACGCGAACCCAGUGCCCAAUAUCAACCUCAAUGCAUACCCUCUUACGGCGCAAGAAACGGAACAGUGCCUCGACUCGCUGCCCAUUUUUCGAGUGGUGGAUCGUUUCCCGAAGUUCACGUAGCACAGUUUCCUCCUGGCCUGGAUCUGGCGCUUUUGAACGCGUUGGACGCGCCUGAUGCAGUAUUGGAGUGUGCGCCCGACAACGUUGCCGAAUCGCAUGAUACCCAGGCUUUAACGAAGCAUUCGAAGCACACGACUUUCUUGCCUACACCACAUGCAGUAUGCGCGCGUCCCACGAUCGAUGAUACAAGUGCCGCGUUAAUUAAGACCAGAGCUUCAAUCCUUGGUAAGAUUGCAAAGAAAGAUAUGCACUUGAAGGUCCAUGCAAAGGCUCAGCCUGAGUUUGUAAAGUACACUCCCUCAAUGCGGAGAGGAGAUACCACUUCUGAAGCCUCCCAUCGUGUGAUAAAACUUCAUGAAGUCCAGAGCGAUCCUCUCGAUCCACCAAAAUUCCGACACAAAAAGGUUCCACGUGGUCCUGGCUCACCUCCAGCUCCUAUCAUGCAUAGCCCUCCCCGUUCGACAAACGCCAAAGAACAAGUUGAUUGGAAGGUCCCUCCUUCUAUUUCAAACUGGAAGAACCCAAAAGGCUACACCAUACCACUAGAUAAACGUCUAGCAGCGGAUGGCAGAGGUUUACAAGAUGUGCAUAUAAAUGAUAAUUUUGCCAAACUUUCUGAGGUAUUAAUACCUGGAUGUCGUGGAAGAGUUCACAAUCACAAUCUGUAUUUGUUUUCUCAACGACGAAAAAACUGA